Conger conger (European conger) is the source of this 2088-nucleotide messenger RNA. RefSeq names its product cGMP-dependent protein kinase 1-like. The record is from RefSeq and is a predicted model, not a curated record. The transcript is spliced from 18 exons. NCBI's taxonomy places the organism in Eukaryota, Metazoa, Chordata, Actinopteri, Anguilliformes, Congridae. The coding region runs from base 1 to 2088 and encodes 695 amino acids. Gene Ontology annotation, molecular function: cGMP-dependent protein kinase activity; ATP binding. Gene Ontology annotation, biological process: protein phosphorylation.
AUGGGUACAUUGCGCGAUCUUCAGUACGCGCUACAAGAGAAGAUUGAGGAAUUGAGACAGAGAGAUGCACUUAUUGAUGAGCUCGAGUUGGAACUCGAUCAGAAGGACGAACUGAUCCAGAGGCUGCAGAAUGAAUUGGAUAAAUACCGUUCUGUCAUCAAGCCGGCCACCCAACAGGUCCACAAGCGGAGCGUCUUGCAGGAACACCAAAGGACCAAAAGACAGGCUAUUUCAGCCGAGCCCACUGCUUUUGACAUCCAGGAGCUCAGCCACGUUACCUUGCCUUUCUAUUCCAAGAGCGCACAGUCCAAGGAUUUAAUCAAGGGAGCCAUUUUGGACAACGAUUUCAUGAAGAACCUGGAGUUAUCCCAAAUCCAGGAGAUAGUGGACUGCAUGUAUCCAGUGGAAUAUGGCAAAGACAGCUGCAUCAUUAAAGAGGGUGACGUGGGGUCACUGGUUUAUGUCAUGGAAGAUGGGAAAGUGGAGGUGACGAAGGAAGGCAUGAAGCUCUGCACCAUGGGCCCCGGGAAGGUCUUCGGGGAGCUGGCCAUCCUCUACAACUGCACCAGGACCGCCACGGUCAAGACUCUGACCAACGUGAAGCUGUGGGCCAUCGAUCGUCAAUGCUUCCAGACCAUCAUGAUGCGGACGGGGUUGAUCAAGCACUCAGAGUACAUGGAGUUUUUAAAAAGCGUUCCAACAUUCCAGGGCCUUCCAGAGGAAAUUGUGAGCAAGCUGGCUGAUGUCCUUGAAGAGACCCACUACGAAAACGGAGAGUACAUCAUCCGCCAGGGAGCCAGAGGAGACACCUUCUUCAUUAUCAGCAAGGGGAAGGUGAACGUUACGAGGGAGGACUGGCCCAGCGAGGAGCCGGCCUACCUGCGUGUGCUGGGCAAGGGGGAGUGGUUCGGGGAGAAGGCCCUGCAGGGGGAGGAUAUCAGGACCGCAAACGUGAUAGCUGCUGAAGCAGUCACCUGUCUCGUCAUUGACCGAGACUCCUUCAAGCACUUGAUCGGAGGUCUGGACGACGUCUCGAACAAAGGCUACGAAGACGCAGAGGCCAAAGCCAAGUAUGAGGCAGAGAACGCCUUCUUCUCCAGCUUGACCCUGGUGGACUUCAACAUCAUUGACACUCUAGGAGUGGGGGGAUUUGGCCGUGUGGAGCUGGUAGGAAUACCUACAUCUCUGUUUUUUGGGAGAGUGCAGCUCAAAAGCGACGAGUCCCGGACAUUCGCCAUGAAGAUCCUGAAGAAGCGGCACAUCGUGGACACGCGACAGCAGGAGCACAUCCGCUCAGAGAAACAGAUCAUGCAGGAGGCCCACUCUGAUUUCAUCGUCAGACUUUACAGGACAUUCAAGGACAGCAAGUAUCUGUACAUGCUAAUGGAGGCCUGUCUUGGAGGAGAACUCUGGACUAUACUGAGGGACAGGGGUUCGUUUGAAGACUCGACCACCCGCUUUUACACGGCGUGCGUGGUGGAGGCCUUCGCCUACCUGCAUUCCAAAGGGAUCAUCUACAGAGACCUCAAGCCUGAGAACCUCAUCCUGGACCACAGAGGCUACGCCAAACUGGUGGACUUUGGCUUUGCCAAAAAAAUAGGAUUUGGGAAGAAAACGUGGACGUUCUGUGGAACGCCGGAGUACGUGGCUCCUGAGAUCAUCUUGAACAAAGGCCACGACAUCUCCGCAGACUACUGGUCCCUGGGAAUCCUCAUGUACGAACUCCUGACCGGCAGCCCACCAUUUUCUGGCCCUGAUCCCAUGAAGACGUACAAUAUCAUUCUGAGGGGUAUCGACAUGAUCGAAUUUCCAAAGAAGAUCGCCAAAAAUGCUGGCAAUCUAAUCAAGAAACUCUGCAGGGACAAUCCUUCUGAAAGACUGGGGAACUUGAAACAUGGUGUCAAAGACAUCCAAAAGCACAAGUGGUUUGAAGGCUUUAACUGGGAUGGGUUACAUAAGGGAACCCUGACCCCUCCAAUCAUCCCUAGCGUCACCUCAUCGACGGACACGAGCAACUUCGACAGCUUCCCUGAGGACAGCGAGGACCCGCCUCCAGAUGACAACUCGGGAUGGGACGCCGAUUUCUAG